UCUCUCCCCCCCCCCUCUCUCUCCCUCCGUCUGGCGCCGUGUUGCCAUCCCGCCAGAGUUGUACGGCGCUACGUCACAAACGUGUUCGGGACGGCGGUUCUCCGGCGGCCGGUAGUUGACGGUGUUUGACGAUGUCUCCUCACCGCUGCCGACUUGUCCGUGUUUAGCAGCUGGAAGUGUCGCCGUCGGUCGGACACACGCCGCGGGGGUCGUCGACAGUCCACUUGUCCCAACUCCGCUCCCGUGAAUGAGUAACAAUGCGGCGGGGACGCCACUUCUCGCCAGCCGGCUCCACGCCGACCAGCCGCCGAUGAAAGCGAGCUUGACGGCGGAGCGGAGCCGCGGCUGGCCGACUGCGGAAAAAGGCGAGCCUGACUGCCGCAGACUGGCGGGCACACGCGCGGCGAGGAGGACACGCUCCGCGGCGUAGACGGAGCACCACACCGCCACCGCCAUGUCCAUUCACAUCGUGGCUCUGGGCAGCGAGUGUCCCGGCGGAGUCGGCCAAGGGGAAGAGAUCAUGGGCCAGGGCCAGCUACAAGGAGGGUUGCUGUGGAGCUACCUGGGUCACGGGGCCCUGGUGGGUCCCAGUGAUCUGGAGAGUAGCCUCCACAAUCCGGCCUUCAUGGAGUACACCUCACAGGUCUUCGGGGAUGUCACUGUGGUGGUCCAAGACUGUCCCAGCUGGGACCUUUUGGACAGCGAGUGGUCCAGCGUGCGGAAAGUUCUUGAGCAGGCGGACAUCCUGGUCAUUAAGUAUUCCGUGACGGACAAGCUGACCUUCCAACAGGUCAGGAAUGGUUACGCUCCGAGGCUCCGCCCACUCCUGAGGCACUGGGGCGUGCCCGUCAUCCUGGUUGCAGUCGGCGCUCGGCUGAAUGACGAGGGACCUCCCUGUACGUGCCCGCUGUGUGCGUCUGACUGGAGCAGCUGUGUGCCUCACAGUGAAGGUCUGCAGCUGUCCCGGGACCUGGGGGCCACCUACCUGGAGUUACCCUCGCUCAACCAUGUGUUCGUGGGUCGCUACUUUGGCAGCGUGCUGGAGUACUUCAUGAUUCAGUGUCUCAAACAGAAAGUCAAAGAAAGGCCGGAGAAGAGGCGAGGAAAUAAAAUCAACGAGCUGCGUCCGCCUCACUUGGAACAACCAGCUCGCCUCCCUCCUAUCCGAGUAGAAGAGUCCAGUUUUUCCCAAGACAUGCAGUGGCUGCUGGAGCGCGGCGUGCAGUUCGCCGACGUGGCCUUCUACGCCGGGGACUCUGGGAAAGAGCUGGGCUGGGCCCACGCCUCCGUGCUCUGCGCCGUCAGCCCGUAUUUCCGCCAGCUGCUCCUGGGGCCGAAGAGCAGGGAACGUCCACAGUCCCGAUGCGUCUGCAGGGAGAGGGACGCACCGCCCCAUUCUUUACUCUCCACCUGGGACGGGGGCAUGAUUGAUGACAUGCCCAGAUCUGACGGCCACCUCUCUCGUCUGGUGGUGAAGGACCCCCUGCUGUGCAUGUGCUUGUGGGAGACCCUCAUGUUCAUCUACAGAGGCGCGUGGGAGUGGGAACACCUCCAGGAGGCCUUGGAGGAGAAGCUGAAGAACUCCCUGGCUGUGGCUCAGCUGAUGGAGCGCAUACGCUCACUUAUUGGCAGAGAGAGGGGAGCCAGAGACACCCCGAGUGCACGAGCCGCCCAGCUGGGACCCCAGACCCUGGUCAACCUCUUCAAUUCCCCCCUCUACUCGGACGUCAUCUUCAUGGUGCAAGGAAGUGUGUUACCAGCCCACCGUGCGGUCCUGGUAGCUCGCUGUGACGUGAUGGCGGCCAUGUUCAGCGGCAAGUACGCCGAGGCCCGCAGUCGAGUUGUUCCCAUCCAUGGCGUCUCCUCAGACACCUUCCUGUCCUUCCUGGAGUAUCUCUACACUGACUCCUGCUGUCCGGCCAGUGUGUUGCAGGCCAUGGCCGUGCUGGUGUGUGCAGAGAUGUACCAGGUGAAGCGCCUGCAGCACCUGUGUGAGGUGUGUGUGUGUGCCUACCUUCAGAGCAUGCCCAGCAGAGAGCUGGCAUCCACGGGCAUCAGCGUGGUGCGACUGCUGCGCCAGGCAAAGUGUCACAACGCCGAGCAGCUUUAUGUCUGGCUGCUUCACUUCAUGGCCAACAACUACCUGAUCUUCAGCCACAAGCCCGACUUCCUGGAGCUCUCAGAGGAGGAGCGGGAGCAGGUGGAGAGACUGCGCUGGCCGUCCAGAGGAUAUCUGCAGGAGCUCAGCGACUAUCAGCAGCGGCGUCGCAAACUACGCAAGUCUCGCUGCGUGGUCAUGUGACCUCACCUGGACGCCACAGGACUAUCAUGCAGGGAAACACAAGGACACAGUAAGACCAUUAUUAUUAUUAUUAUUAUUAUUAUUUUGUAAGAGAGAGACAGCAGUGACAUUCCACAUGACUGCCCCGUGGAAGAUGUGGAAAUAACAUCUCGUCCUUCAAACAAUAAGCGGACUUCACCGUGGACCCGCAGCAGGAAGCUCUAGUGGGUUUUUUAGUGUGUAGCGCCGCCAUCAAAGGGGACGGACUUGUCAAGUGGCUUCAUUUGCAUCUCAUUCAGCAGAGCAGUGACCUUUAUUAACGUGGAGAGAUGUGACAGCCAUCAGUCUUCUGUUCUCUUCCACUUGAUUGAUUUGGCUGACAUUUAAUGGAACCAAACUACAAGACAUUUGAUGAUUUAACCAAACUACAAGACAUUUGAUGAUUUAACCAAACUACAAGACAUUUGAUGAUUUAACCACAUGGCGUCACAUUCAUUCGGUUAGCGUGGAGUCAGACGUUCUUCUGGAAAUACAGCACAUUCAGAAAGUAUUCACGGCGCUUCACUUUUUCAGUAUUUUGUUAUGGUAUGGCCUUAUUCCAAAAUGAUGAUCCUCAAAAUUCUACAAACAAUACCCCAUCAUGACGAUGUGAAAGUUUGUUUUUUAAUUUUUUCGAAUAAAAAUAACAUGCGUAAGUAUUCACAGCCUCUGCUCAACACUUUGUUGAUCCACCAUUGGCCGCCUCGAGCCUUUUUGAACAUGGGGGAGGAGGGGGGGGGGGGGGGUGAAGCGCUGUAAAUACUUUCUGGAUGCAACGUUAACGAUGGAAUCAAGGUGUUGCUUAGCACAUAAAUUCAAAUCUAAAAGAUGAAUCAUGUACAGUCGUCCUUAGUCACAUCGCAGAUAGUUGUUUUUUUGGGGCAUAAUCCACAAUUAAGCAUAAAAAUGGCAAAAUAAAUGAGUAGCGGCCACUUAAGGAGACCAAACAGAGUGUUCAGUAUGGUGACUCAGCCUCAGCUAGCAUGACUAUAUUGGCCUAAAAGAGUGUAAAGGUGAUUAAAGGGUGUUAGUUCAUGCGCAGAUACACGUUUUAAAAGCCUAUUCUACAUGUUUAAAUCCUAAAUUAAGCAUAAAAAUGGCUAAAUAAACUAAGAUUGACCACUAAAGGAGAUUGAACCAAUCAGAGUGCCCUGUUCAGUAUCGUGGCCCCUGAUUGGCUCACAUGGCAAUGCAGUGGUUCUCAUACUUUUUCCACCAACUACCACCUUAGAAAACACAAACUACCACAAUAAUGACCAAAGUUACAAUACAGUAGCAUAGUAGGCCUAGUUAUGCAGAGGUGUUAUUUAAGAAGUAUUUGUACAGUUUCUGGCUCCUGCAACAAUAGUACCCAUAUGUGCUCCGUAUUUACAGACUUCUUUGGUGUACCACAGUUGUGCUGUUUUGGAUUAAAAGGUGUUCUUUUUAUGUCUUGAGGGCUCUAAUAAUGUUGAAAAGCACUUCAGGAAAUUGUAAACAGUGUUUUUAUGUAGGAGCUAUGAAAAUAUUAGAUUUGUAAUUAAUGAUUCCUAUUUUGGGGAAAUGGCGGUUAUGUCCGGAACCAAUUAAUGGGGAUAAACGAAGGACGACUGUACAUUUGUAUUUAAGAAAUAAAUCUAAUAGUCAGAAGAAUAUCCUGGUGAAACCACAAUGCCUCUGGUUAGUUCUACACUAUUUUGCUCGGUUUCUACUAUUAUUUAUGAUUCAUUGGUGCUGCAAUUAUUUUUGUAAUAUAUAUAUAUUUAUUUUUUUUAUAUUUCAAGAGUGUGUUAUUUUUUUUACCUUUGUUUGACUGAUAUUUUCCAAGAGGCUAAUAUAAUACAUGCUGUUCAUUCAAGAGGUGCUAUGUACAAGCAUGACAAGAACCAAACCUAAAAUGUCAACAGGAAGUCAUCAAGUUUGUUUUGGGUUAGCAUGCUAACCAGCUAAUGCUAGCCCACCUAUGGUUGCAAUUCCUGCUUUUAGCCAGAAGAGGUGGUAGUGAGGCCAGGAAGACAUACCGUAAAUUCCGGACUAUAAACCGCUACUUUUCUCCUAUGUUUUGAACGGUGCGGCUAAUUCAUGGAUUUUUCUCUGCAGACGGCCAUGAUGCAAAACCUUAAAAAAAAAAAAAGAGCACAAACGCACUGCUAAGGUGUGUUUGUGCUCUGGCGCCAUCUUUUGGAUGAGUUUGCUCACUGCAGGUGCUGCAGUGUCCUUCCACUCAGUCCUGGAAUUUCCGCUCUGUCAUUAAGCCAUCCAUAGCGGUUCUACUCGUAUGGAUUCUUCAUUCAUCAUUCCAAGCAACAUUUGUAAGUUUUACAAUAUAACUAAAACAAUUCAUACUUACUAAUCUGUCCCAUGUGUGAUGUCUGUAGGAGUGUUUUCAUGCAUAUUUGUAGUGACGCUUGCGUUAUCUAAUAUGCUAACACAUUUAUGAGUACCAGUGUUAUUAACUUACAAUAGCAUUAUUUUUGUAUUGUUUCAGUUUCACAAAUUCCUCGGUAAAUUCACCAAACCGUCACCGCAGAGCUAUUAGGUCUGGUUAGCUGAUUGGAGAGCUAGCUCCCGCCGCUAGUGGGUCCAUGACCAUGACUUCUGUUUUGUUUGAUCACCCCUUUUACUGCCUUGUCACAGGCACUAUUUGGAAACAAUUAUGUAUGUAAAUAAACAUUUACAAAAAUCUUUGUGUAAAUCUAUCUAAAAUGUAGUGGGUGCGGGUUAUAUAGCGGUGCGCUCUUUAGUCCGGAACAUACGGUAAAUGCUAGCUAAUUGACAUAUUUGUAUGAUUAGAUUAUAAUUAGCAUAUCACUCCAAGAUUAGGGCGUUUUUCUCUAUCAUUUAUUUGAGCUACAAUUAGCAUAAGAUUAUUAAGGUGAACAAUAUCUGCUUCUAAAUAGCACCUUUGACCACAGUGAAGAAAGACAAUGUUGA
Molecule: messenger RNA, 5233 nt
Organism: Nerophis ophidion (straightnose pipefish)
Lineage: Eukaryota; Metazoa; Chordata; Actinopteri; Syngnathiformes; Syngnathidae
Gene: rhobtb3
Product: Rho related BTB domain containing 3
Exons: 13
Coding region: 455-2302 (615 amino acids)
Biological process (GO): regulation of proteolysis; proteasome-mediated ubiquitin-dependent protein catabolic process
Cellular component (GO): cytoplasm
Molecular function (GO): ubiquitin protein ligase binding
Source: RefSeq, a predicted model, not a curated record